Messenger RNA from Lachancea fermentati, 981 nucleotides. The record is from the annotation of a GenBank genome assembly. NCBI's taxonomy places the organism in Eukaryota, Fungi, Ascomycota, Saccharomycetes, Saccharomycetales, Saccharomycetaceae.
AUGAGUUUUACGGGAACAAUAGUGUUAUGCGGGCUGGGGGGCCUAGUCCUUAAAUAUGGCGGACAAGAGGCUAAGAAAGAUGAAAACACUCCAGCGGGUUUCAAGAAUUUGACGCUAGGUUUCAUUGGAUCAAAACAGGCCACAUUUAAGGAGAGAUUCAUGAUUGUGAAGACGAAUUUUUGGGAUCAGGUUGUCAAUGGCGGAGGAUAUAUGUUUCCGCUACAAGGAUUGCGCGCACUUUUCAGUACACGGGCGUAUUUGAGAGAUACGUUGAGCAACAUGGCUGCCUACCUAUCAAUUUGGUCUCUGGUUUCGUUUUUAUAUUUCGCCGGCAUUUUACCGAUAUAUAUAGCAAUCCUUGCGUUGCUCGGCUUCGGAGGACUGGCUGUUGCGUACGUGCACUUUUUGCUCCACGGGAAUAUGCUAGCUAUGAUGAUUUUGAGAAUGUCACAAAUGAACUAUGACCUUGAGGAUCUCGCCCUUCGGCGUCACGGUAGGGAAUUCUUCGUCCAGCAGGCCAUCCAAAAUACCCCUCCACCCACGAGACUCUACACACCCAAAAACACGGUUUAUUUUUGGCUAAAUUACUUGCCUUGGAGGCUCACCGUGUACACUUGCUGGGGGUUUGCCAUUAUCGCCCUGUUAUUGGUCUCGUUUGUGCCAAUUGUGGGUCCACUGAUCUUCAGCGCCAUGAUAUCGCCAGUCGUUUCGCGAAUCUACUUUUCACACUACUUGCGUCUGAAGAAGCUCAGCAACCGGGACCGCGAAGCAAGGUUUUAUUCGAAUUUUGGCAGUUACGUGAGUUUUGGUUUUGUUGCAGGCCAAUUAGAGGCUUUGCCACUUUUUGCAGGAAUAGCCUAUUGCUCUAACGCGAUUGGCGUAGCUCUAAUGGCAACUGAAGAGAUGAAAUCCGAAGAUUCAGCUCUACCAACGACCCCUCAAGUAGAAGAUAUCGUAGAACAUUCGGUGGUUACGACAUAA